AUGUUCGGAAAUGAUAUUGAUUCAAGAGAAGACUCUCUCCAGAUGUUUCGAUCCUACUAUAUUAUAAACGCAUAUGUCAAACUACUGGAUCCUAAAUAUAAAACUGAGUCGCAUGAAUACCAAUGGAUUAUAAAUGCAAAAACAAUCAUCGAAGAGAUUCCAGAAAAUGAACAACAAGUAGAGAUGCCAAAGUACAACCUCAUUCCCAUUAACGAGUUGGAUGCUUAUAAAGAUUCAAUUGCAGAAAUAGAUCUCUUAGCAGUUGCUCUUCACAUCAAACCUCCAAAAGAAAUAACAUUAACAAAUGGACCAGCUACUCUUCAAGAAAUCUAUGUUAUAGAUCAAAGCUUCAAUCCUAUCUCGUUGACUAUGUGGGGACGUUUUGUUCAAGACGAAUGCAAAAAAAUUUCUGAAAUAAUCGAAACAAAACCAAUUCUACUUGCAACAAAGCUCAAAGUUCGUUCUUACAAUGGACUAUCUCUUUCAUCUCGACCAGCAAGUGCAUUUACAAUCAAUCCUGUUAUCCCUGAAGCAAAACUGCUACAAAGAUGGAUUGCAAUCAAUGAUUCAAGACUUGAAGUCAUAAUUGCAAAAUCAUUAAAAUACCCAUCUACAUCUUUAUCGUCAGUUGGUAUUCGACAAAUAACAAAAAAUUGUGAUGUUGCUGCAUUACUAAAAAGUUUGCAACCAAUGGAGGCAAAGAUAAAUAUCAUAAAUUUGGACCAAAUCUUCUUCUAUAUGUCAUGCAUCAAUUGUAACAAAGGAACUGGGCAUGACCAUGAUGAAAGCUUUCUCUGUUACCACUGCAAACAUCAAAGUGUUGCUGAACCACGUUGUCGAGCAUAUGUUGAAGUUGAUGAUGGGACAGGAAAAUUAGCAGCUGUUAUAUUCGGUGAACUUGCAGAACAAGCAUUGGGUCAUUCAGCCAUUGAUUUCAUGAAUCAUACUGGAGAGAAACUUAUGAAUCCUAAAAACUUAAAUCUUUUGUCGAUGUUUGUGAGCUUUUGGAGAACCUCUGGAUUCAAGGGCCCUAGUUCAUCGCCGGCGCAUCAGAAAAGGGUCCCAAAUCCAUGA
Messenger RNA from Carya illinoinensis, 1074 nucleotides. RefSeq names its product replication protein A 70 kDa DNA-binding subunit D-like. The record is from RefSeq and is a predicted model, not a curated record. The coding region runs from base 1 to 1074 and encodes 357 amino acids. Gene Ontology annotation, cellular component: nucleus. The transcript is spliced from 8 exons. Gene Ontology annotation, biological process: DNA repair; DNA replication; DNA recombination. Gene Ontology annotation, molecular function: DNA binding. NCBI's taxonomy places the organism in Eukaryota, Viridiplantae, Streptophyta, Magnoliopsida, Fagales, Juglandaceae.